Molecule: messenger RNA, 2373 nt
Organism: Nymphaea colorata (pocket water lily)
Lineage: Eukaryota; Viridiplantae; Streptophyta; Magnoliopsida; Nymphaeales; Nymphaeaceae
Product: heterogeneous nuclear ribonucleoprotein 1-like
Exons: 5
Coding region: 578-1996 (472 amino acids)
Molecular function (GO): RNA binding
Source: RefSeq, a predicted model, not a curated record
UGAUGGUGGAGAGAGAGAGGGGGAGAGAGUUUUUCUUCAUUUUUGAAUUCGGCAAAAACGUUGCCAGCCGAGCCCCUGCUUUCUCUCUCUCUCUUUCUCUCUCUAAAAUACCAUUAUACAUGAGGAGGGAGGACGCCCCUUCCUCCUCCAACUCAUCCACCCAGCCAUUCAUCCAUCCGUCCGUCCUUCCUCUCCUCUCUCUUUCUCUCUCCUGACAUAUAAAUUUUAGAUUCUCCACGCCCACCUUCUUUCUCUCUCUCUCUCUUUCUCUCUCUCGGGCGUCGAAAAUAUUCUUCUGAAUUGCCAUUUCUUAUCAUAAGCGCUAAGCAGGGGGGCAAAACAAGGGGGGGUGUUUCGGGAGGAUGAACACACCCACCAUUUCAUUUUUGUCCCUCUCGGAUCUUAUCAAUCCUCCAAUCCAACUUGGUCUCUUCUAGUUUUUCCGAUCGGUGAUUUUUGGGGGAGGCCGGCUUUACGUGAGGAUCCGCGAGUUCCUGAUCGAAUUGGAAGGAACGCUAGCUUGGUCUUGAUCUCAUCAAUUCCGAUUCCAUUUUCCUAAUUAUCGGGUUAGCUUGUCAUGGAAUCAGAUCUAGGAAAAUUGUUUAUUGGUGGGAUAUCAUGGGAGACGAAUGAAGAUCGUCUUAAGGAGUACUUCAAGACUUAUGGUGAAGUUGUAGAGGCUGUGAUCAUGAAAGAUCGCACAACGGGACGGGCUCGUGGUUUUGGUUUCGUAGUAUUUGCAGACCCAGCAGUUGCAGACAGAGUGGUUCUGGAAAAACAUAUGAUAGAUGGGAGGACGGUUGAAGCAAAGAAGGCUGUGCCUAGAGAUGACCAACAUACCCUGAAUCGAAGCCUUGGCAACAUUCAUGGGUCAGCAAGUCCUGCACGGACCAAGAAGAUUUUUGUGGGUGGUUUGGCUUCUACUGUUACGGAAACUGAUUUUAAGAAGUAUUUUGAUCAGUUCGGGACAAUAACCGAUGUUGUUGUGAUGUAUGAUCACAACACACAGAGGCCUAGAGGAUUUGGAUUCAUAACCUAUGAUUCGGAAGAUGCGGUGGACAGGGUUCUUCUGAAGACAUUCCAUGAACUGAACGGAAAGAUGGUGGAGGUCAAGAGAGCAGUGCCAAAAGAAUUGUCCCCUGGUCCAAGUAGGUCCCCUCUCGGGGGUUUUGGUUAUGGACUAAACAGGGUGAGCAACAUCCUCAAUGGCUAUAAUCAGGGAUAUAAUCCAAACUCACUUGGUGGAUAUCAGAUGAGGGUGGAUGGAAGGUUUAGUCCUCUUCCAGUCUCUCGAACUGGGUAUUCUCCAUUUGGGCCACCGAGCUAUGGACUUGGUGCCAAUUUUGGGCCUUCUCUAAGCCCAAGCUACAGUGGUAGCAGUUACAGCAGUAGUUUGAACUAUAAUAGAGGCUUAAAUGCUUAUUAUAACGGAAAUUCAAGUAGAUAUAACAACCCAAUUGGGUAUACAGGAAGUAAUGGGGUAGCUGGGUCCUUCUUCAAUACAUCUGGCCGAAAUGUUUGGGGCAGUGCUGGACUUAAUUCGACUUCUGCUGGUUCAGUGGAUUAUGCAACUUCUGGAAAUGGGAACUUUGGAGUUAGUGGUGCAACUUGGGGACUGUCACCCUCUGCUUCAGUUCAAAGCGGAGGAAAUGGUUCUGGUUAUGCAGGUGGGAUGCUUGGUUAUGCAAACUCAGAGAGUAGUUAUGGUUUAGGAGGAAGCAGCUUUGCUGGUCGAAGCAGUGGAAACAGCAUCUCUCAAGCAUCUUAUGGUGCAAGCAAUGGUGGUUAUGAUGGGUCUUAUGCAGAUCUUUAUGGUAGUAGUUCCGUCUAUGGUGAUCCAACUUGGAGGUCUGAAACUUCUGAACCAGAUGGUUCUAGUUCCUUUGGUUAUGGGCUUGGAAACUCAGCUGGAGAUGCUACAACAAAAGUUUCUGAGAGCUACUUGGCAGGAUAUAAUGUUACUAACAGACAGUCAAACAGAGGAGUUGCAGCAUGAUAGGGGUCUGCCAUUCUUGUCAACGCUCAGUAGACAAUGAGAAGCAUUAAGCAAGGUUCAAACCUAUCACAUUUUUCCAGCUCUUGUCUGAGGUGAUCAAUUAUGCAGUUUCUAACUCAGGUUCCUAUUUUUUUCAAAUUCAUAGUCAAAGAAGGAAAGGCUGUCCAUUACAAAGUUUGUGAUUUGGGUGUAAUUUUCUAGAGUGAGUUUAGUUUUAGUGUAUUGGAUUUGAUUGAGAUGUAAAAUCAGGUUGCGGGAUAUGUUCAGAAGAGCGUUCCAGUUGUAGUGUGCUUCUUAAGUGAUGCACAAAUUAGGCAAUUCUUUCUGAUGUAUUUUCUUGCUAAGAUAUGCCAGUCCUUGUGUUUGUUUCCUGUUUU